AUGUAUGCUCUGGCCACUGUGCCAUUGAUCAACAAAGUCAAAACAAAUGGUCUCUGUCAAGUAUGGGACACGGAUGAUGCUGCUGGUGGCAGAAAGCUGGCAUCACUCAAGCAGUGGUGGAAUAAUUCAAACCUGAAAGUUUCGAAGAAGCAAAAAAAAUUUCUUGGCACGAAUGUAAACAUCACUACAAGAGGGAUAAAGUAUCUUGGCACUCCACUAGGAAAUCACAAAUUUUGUCGUGACUUUUUGCAAGCCAAGAUCAAGGAGUGGACAAUUCAAAUUGAAAAGCUUUCUUCAUUUGCUCAGUCACAGCCACAUGCUGCACACUGCAUUUACACAUGGUAUUGUUGGAAGAUGGAAGAUGGAAGAUGGAACUUAUAAGGAGAAGCUACAGAGUGAGCUGAAUUGUUUGGAAAAACUGGGUGUUAUCUCACCUAUUGAGGAGUCAACGGAUUGGGGUCAAGUUUAGUAAUUACUCUAACAUCAAAUGGAGAAAUUUGUGUAUGCCUGGAUCCACAACCACUGAACAGAGCACUGAAACGCAGCAGGUAUCCAAUGCCAACGUUGGAUGAUGUGCUACCAGAGUUAUCCCGAUCUCGUGUUUUCAGUUUGGCGGAUGUGCAAAAUGGAUUUUGGCAUAUCAAACUUGAUGAAGAGUCAUGCAAAUUAACUAACUACCUUUGGUACCCUAUACGGAAGAUA
Molecule: messenger RNA, 702 nt
Organism: Corticium candelabrum
Lineage: Eukaryota; Metazoa; Porifera; Homoscleromorpha; Homosclerophorida; Plakinidae
Exons: 2
Coding region: 1-381 (126 amino acids)
Source: RefSeq, a predicted model, not a curated record